AUAGUACUUCGUAAUUACAACGUAAUGAGUGAAGAAAACAGUUGAGACACAUUUAAAUUUGACAGGGACCAAGUUAGUAAUUAGAUUCUUAACAUUUUCUUUAUAUCAUUCCUUAGGAUGAUCCGACAGCUAGAAGAAAACACACAAAACAGGCUCGCCCAGAAAGAUCAGACCAUUUGGCAGCUUAAGGCUCGUGUGACUCUUCUUAAAUCAGAUAAGGAAUGGGAGAAAACAGAGGCAGAGUCAAAGAUCAGCGAGCUGGAGAAACGUCUGUCGGAGCAGGCAGCAAACACACGACACAGGAUCUCCCUGAAAGACGAGGAAAUCCUGGCGCUAAAGGCUCGUGUCUUGGAAUUUGAAAAGAAAGGAUUUGACGAGAUUAAAACACCUGUGCGCAGUCAAACCCUACAAGGGAAAAAUGUCCUGAUUGACCCAACAUCAAUUAUGCAGGACAUACAGAAGAUCAGAGAAGAGAAUGAAAAGAGGACUGCCCGUCAGCAGGAAGUGAUCAGAAAAAUGCGUCAGCAGGUAAGAAUCAGAAAACUGUUAGACUGCAUUUCCUUCUGUUUCAUAUUUCUAUCACAUCUAACCAAUUGUCAUACAGCAUGGUUACCGUAAUAAAAUGAUUUAGUAUAACGGUAGGGUAUUUGCCUUAAGCUCCAGUUUGUUCCCUUGUAUGCUCCAACGUUGUGCCCUUGAGAAAGGUGUAAUGUUCCUCACUUAGCUCAUAUAAAGAGGAGUGUACUUUGUCUAGUAAUACUAUGUAACGUUAGUUCACCUUAAUCCAUGCGGUAACCUAGAUUCAUUGUUUUAAAAAACAUUGGGUAUUUAUAGAGUUCAAUGACAUGUGUUUCAAAUGUCAACAUUUUCAAACUAUUUCAAUGUGAAACUACCUUCCGUCGACUUAAUGAUCCCCAAAUACCCCCAUUUGCAUAUAGAACGGAUAUAGGUUACCCUACGGAUAAACGCGAACUAACGUUAGCUCUAACGUUAGAGUUAUUCCUUGGAUGAAAUUCAUAAAAUGUUCAAUGGCAGUCCCAUGUUUGAGCAAAAAAGUCACAACGUUACAGGCUAAUAUAGACAGGAACAUCAUAAUAGAAUGAAGAGCCACACCUUAAGCAUGUUUGAGAACCCAAAUUAUCUAAGAGAGUAGGGAGUUCUGUUUCUCUUGUGAGUGGUUCGCAUCCUUACAGUUCAAUAGUCGCAACUUAAGAUCGUCGUAAAUGGUAGAGCGUUCGGCUCGGAAUA
This is a messenger RNA of Branchiostoma floridae (Florida lancelet), 1248 nucleotides long. RefSeq lists its product as uncharacterized. Lineage: Eukaryota; Metazoa; Chordata; Leptocardii; Amphioxiformes; Branchiostomatidae. The coding region runs from base 118 to 618 and encodes 166 amino acids. The transcript is spliced from 6 exons. The record is from RefSeq and is a predicted model, not a curated record.